This is a messenger RNA of Lepisosteus oculatus (spotted gar), 1032 nucleotides long. Its product is annotated as olfactory receptor 52E4-like. The record is from RefSeq and is a predicted model, not a curated record. Gene Ontology annotation, cellular component: membrane. Gene Ontology annotation, molecular function: G protein-coupled receptor activity; olfactory receptor activity; odorant binding. Gene Ontology annotation, biological process: G protein-coupled receptor signaling pathway; detection of chemical stimulus involved in sensory perception of smell. NCBI's taxonomy places the organism in Eukaryota, Metazoa, Chordata, Actinopteri, Semionotiformes, Lepisosteidae.
AUGGACAACCUAUCCCAUCAUACCAUAUUUACUCUUUCAGGACUAAAUGUUUCAAGGACACAUAAAUAUAUUUACUUUGCUUUAACUUUGAUGGGCUAUUUUUCUAUCAUUUUUUUUAAUUUGACACUGAUUGUGACCAUCCUUCUGGAGAAAUCUCUACAUCAACCAUUGUAUAUCUUUGUUUGCAAUUUAUGUGUUAAUGGACUGUAUGGAACUGCUGGUUUCUAUCCAAAACUGUUGGCUGACUUUCUCUCGGACUCUCAUGUGAUCUCAUACAGUGGAUGCUUGAUUCAAGUCUUUGUGAUUUACUCCUCUCGUUUAUGUGAAACAGCUAACAUAACUGUAAUGGCUUAUGACCGUUAUGUAGCAAUAUGUAGGCCUUUACAGUAUAAUUCAGUUAUGACUCCUCUUUUAAUAGGUAAAUUAAUUCCUUUUGCUUGGAUUUGUCCUUCUUGCUCUUUGAUAUUAGCACUUUUAUUGACUAUAAGGCUACCUUUGUGUGGAUAUCACAUUGAAAAACUUUACUGUGAAAACUGGUCGAUUGUGAAACUGUCCUGCAUACCAACAACCUAUGAUCAUAUAUAUGGAUAUAUUAAUAUUGCUGUACUUUCUAUACCUGUAUUUUAUGUCUUCUAUUCCUACGUUCAAAUAAUUGCUGCCUGCAGAAGAUCUCAGAAUAACCAAAUUAAAUUUAUGAACACUUGUCUGCCACACCUUCUAACCUUUACCAACUUCAUGAUUGCCUUGUUUUUUGAUGGAAUGUACACUAGAUAUGGGACAAGUGACAUGCCCCAGUCUCUUCGUAACAUUAUGUCACUAGAAUUUCUAAUCAUCCCUCCUCUUUUCAAUCCCAUCAUAUAUAGUUUAAAAUUACACCAGAUCAGGAGAAGAGUUUACAGCAUAUUUAGUUGUCACAACAUUACUCAAAACGAGUGCACAGUAAACUGCUGCCAAAAGAAACUUCAAGAGUCAACAGUAUUUCAUCAUAAAACACUGAACAAGAUCUAUCCUGAUAUGAUAUUAUCUGGAUAA